Molecule: messenger RNA, 6006 nt
Organism: Eimeria acervulina
Lineage: Eukaryota; Apicomplexa; Conoidasida; Eucoccidiorida; Eimeriidae
Exons: 8
Coding region: 1-6006 (2001 amino acids)
Biological process (GO): regulation of transcription by RNA polymerase II
Cellular component (GO): nucleus
Molecular function (GO): transcription cis-regulatory region binding
Source: RefSeq, a predicted model, not a curated record
AUGCACUGCAGCGUAUCGCUGCUGCUGCCUUUGAGGCCGUUUGCUCCCCAUGGGAAGAAACAGCGAGGGGUUCUCCUGAAGGUCUAUGAGUUUCCCUCUUCUUCGCCCUUGUGCGGUGCAUCUGCUGCUGGUGCUGUUUCUGCUGAUGCUGGGGGCGCCGCAGUAGAAACCACACCAGAAGCAGCAACACCAGCAGAAACCACACCGGAAGCAGCUACACCAGCAGCAGCAGCAUCAGCAGCUGCAGCGCUCUCGGCGAUUGUGUCGCAAGUGGAGUCCUUGGAAUCUGCAGCAGUAAGCUGCUCUCUUCAGACACCUUCGGGUGUAUGCACAUCUGAGGAGGUGCGGCGGGCCACAUCGACACUAAAGACCCUUACAAGUUUGCUCUUGCAGAUGCUGCAGUGGCGCUCUGUGCCUUCUUCUCUCCUCUCAGCUUCUCACGACAUCCUGCUGCGCUCAACGACCCUUUUCCAUCAAUGGACGCAUUCAAAUACCCAAAAAACUCCAAAACAAAGGGGCCUCCAAGGGGGCCCCCAACAAGAUUUCCAGAGGGGCCCACAUAGGGGGCCCCCCCGAGGGGGCGGCUUGACCCAGGGGGCUUCUUUGGAGGGUUCUUGCCGGCAGGGGCCCCCGCCCAGCAGCAACGAACUUCUACUGCUGCAGAACGCGUGGCACAUAGCUAGUGGUUAUCUUGAAACUCUGCAGCAGUUGCAGCAACAGCAGCAGCAGCAGCAGAAGGUGAUGCAGCUGCUGCUGCAGCGCAAAGCUGGCGACUCCACUUUUGCACUAAUGCUGGCCGACGAUCUGCUGCUGCUGCAGCAAUACCGCCGCGACUGCCUUUCGAAUCUUGCUACGCGCAUUUCGUCUCUGACCGGCAGAACAGCAGAAACGCAGCAAACGCAGCAGCAGCAGGUGCCAUGGGAUAUCGCUCAUCUCCAGCGUGCCCAUGGUGUGUCUGCUGCAGAGACAGCCGCAGCUGCUGCGGCACUGCUGCAGCAGGGAGUGGCUGCAGCAACGGUGCUUCGGGUGGCAUCCUCCUUAUUGAGCCCCUUCCAAGGUGCCUGUACACCUGGCGAGUCGCAUGCACCAUUCUCUUUAGACCGAUCUGCUGCAGGGCAAGGUUUAGCUGAAGGUACUGCAAAUACAGAGACCAGCAAGAUACAGACUGUUUCCACAACGGCAGCAGCUGCAGCGGCACCUCCCACCCGUAAUCUCGGCGCAGCAACGCAUCUGCUGCUGGCCCGAGCCUUUGCUGAAGAAGGUUGCAGCAGCCGAGCACAGCAGCAACUCGUCAUGGCGCUUAGGGGCUCCCAAGAAGGGGGGGGCUCUGCCGCAAGUAAUACUAUCAACGAGACAUCUUCCAUCCAGGGGGUACCCAAGCACGGAGAAGAGGCAAUAGGAGAGACCCUGCAGCGUGAUGCGGUUGCUGCUGCAGUUUCUGUUGCUGCAGCAGCAGUGAAGGAUGGGGAGCUGGAGAGGGCCUGCGCUGCUCUGCAGCUACUUCCUGUUUGUGUCUCCCUCCGUUUCUUCCGCACCUUGCUGCCCGUCUCUCUUGAGCUGUCGCGUCGCCUGUUGUUGCAUGAGGGCCCAUUUGGGGACCCCUUAAUUGGCCUGGUAGCGCAACAUUUUGCUGCUUCUGCGCUGCUCGCCAGGGAGGCCCUGCAGCAGGGAGAGGGGCUGGAAGCAGCAGCAGCUGCACUGCAGCAGAGCCAAAUGGCUAUAGCUAGGUGGGCCCUGCUGCCUGUGUUGGGCCCUGCUGUCUCUGCUGCUGCCUGCAAGCUGGUGGACACGGUGUACGUACACCUGAAAAGCUUGCUAACUUCACGCCCCCCUCCGGUGGAUCUCUCGCUGCAGCAGCAGCAGCUCCUUGCGGCCGCUAUCGAGGCCCUCUUCGCUGGUGGGGCUACGCAGCAGCAACAGGGUCAGGAACUGCUCUCCCUUGCUGCUUUUGCAGCUGCAGAUACGAAGAUAACGGAAAAUAAAGGACAGCAGCAUCAACAACAGCAAAAAGGGGGAUUAGGAGUAGGAGAGGGGAUGAGCCAAGAAGGAGAAACAACAACAGCACAAACGAGAAGAGAUACAACAAAAAAACAGAGAGAUUCCGCGCGUUGUCUCAUUGCUGCUGCUUUUAUAGGGCUUGGAAACGCUGCACAAUCACUUUUGAGAGAAGCCGAAACAGCCGCAGUAGCUGCAGCAGCAGCACCAGCACCAGGCGCUGCAGAAGCGUUAUACACUGAAGCUAAGGAUGCAACGGCGGCAGACAGAGCAGCUGCAACUGCUGCUGCAGCACCUAGGCCAGCAGCUACAGGCGCAUCAGCAAGCGCACCAACCAUCUUCGAGAACGUCACUCCUCAACCACCAGCAGCAGCAGCGGCAGCAGCAACAGCAGCAGCGGUAGCAGCACCAGCGAUAGCAGCGACGGCACCAAUAACAAAAGUAGCAACAGCCGAAGCAGCAGCAGCAAGAGCAGCAACAGCAGCAACGCCAGAGAGAGCAGCAACAGCAGCAGCAGCAGCAGAAGUAGCAGCACAAGCAGCACGACUAAAAAGCCUUGCACGCUGGCUGCAGUCGUUGGCUGCGGCGUUCACGGGAGAAAUGCCAUAUGAGGUUGUCGUUGCUGCAGGGCAGGUGAUGCUUGCAACGUCUCGUUUAGGCGUACUGUCUGAAGAGACAGGAUCUGCUGCUCCUGCUAACUCAGCCACGAUUGCCUCUCUUCAACAACCCAUACAGCGGAAGAGAGUAGCUACAGCAACAGCAGCAGCAGCAACGGCGGCGGCAACGCAGCAGCAGCACCAGAAGCAAAGGCCGACGAGCUGUCAAGACACACCGAUGGUAGUAGAGAGGCAGCAGCAACUGCUGUCGCUCCUGCGGCGGCAGCAGCAGAAUGGCGAUGCAGCAGCUGCGCUGCUUCUGCUGAAGACGCAUGUGGAUCUUGCUGCAGCAGCAGAAGCAGCACUGGAUACUGCAGCUGACAGGGUCGUAGGCAGACAGGCAACGGAUGAAAACAAAAGCAAAGACAAAGACGAAAAAAAAGACAAGGAUAAGGGGAGAGAAGGCAACAUCAACAUAGAAAGAGACAGCCUCGCUCACUCUAUCAAUAGUGCAUUGGCUGCCAGGCCCAGCAUGGACUGCUUCUACUUCGCUGCUGCUGCUGCUGCUGCUGCAGCAAAUCCGGCUGCUGCGCUUGAGGUUGCUGCGCUGCAAGAGAAGUUCAGCGGCAGCCGCUGGGUGAAGACCUACAACGCUGCCAUCAAGGCUUCUGUUGCUGCUGUCUCCUCUAUCUUUCCUGGAGGCCUAAUAGCUCCUUUUUCACGUGCUUCUCGCGCUGUCUCUUCUGUCUCUCCUGCCCCCCUCGCUGCCUCCCCCUCUGUCUCUAUCUGUGCUGCUGCUCCUGCUGCUGCUCCUGCUGCUCCUCCUGCUGCUGCUCCUGCUGCUGCUUCUGGCGUCCUAAAAGAGGAUCCUGUUGCUGCACUGCAGCGCGUGUCCUCAGCAGCACUUGAGGUGUACACACAGCUGCGCUCGAAGGGCCCCCUUCCCAACUACAACACCUUCCUCUUGACUGCUCGCCUUCUUUCAGCAUUCACGGCAGCUGUUGUUGCUGCUGCUCCUGUUGCUACAGCUUCUGCUGCUGCUCAUCAUGAACUCCGCAGGGAUACUACCGGCUUGGACAACACCAUUUUGCUGCAUUCAGCAAGAGAUGCUGCAGCAGCGGCAUAUUCCCUCUCAAGCGAUUACGAAGACUCGCUGCUGAGGGGCCCUCUCCGCGCGAGAGCCCUUUACAGAGCCCGCGUACAGCAGCGGCAGCAGCAACAGCGGCAACAGCAGCAGCAGCAAAAACAGCAGCAGCAGCAGCAGCAGCCAGAGGUACGGUAUUUGCUAGAUGAGGUGCUGCAGCAGUACACCCCUUGGGUCCACGGCGAGUCGAUGAGGGUUUUGCUGCUGCAGAAUGAAUUCCAAGGCGCUCUUCUUCUCUUUGAUUGCCUCCUCACCUUGAGGCAACGCCUGCGCCACGAACUCCAUACACUGCAGCAGCAGCAGCAGCCACAGCAGCAACAACAGCAGCAGCAACAGCAUUGGCAGCGGCAGCAGCUACAGCAACAGCAGCAGCAGCAGGACCUACUGCCGGAUCUGCCGCCUGGGGUGUUGGAUUUGGCUUUGCGGGCGUUGGAAGGCGCGAGACUAACGGGAGUGUCUCCUUCGUGGGCCUCAAUUGCCCCCCUGUUUUCUUCUUCUUUUCCUUCUUCUUCUUUUUCUUCUUCUUCUUUUUCUUCUUCUUCUUCUUCUUCUUCUUCUUCUUCUUCUUCUUCUUCUUCUUCUUCUUCUUCUUCUUCUUUUUCUUCUUCUUCUUCUAUUGCAUCUGUUUUUUCUGCGACUCCUCUGUCUCCUUGCCCCCCUGCUUCCUCUCUGUCUCCUUCUCCUGUCUCCGCCUCCUCGCCUCGAUGGAAACUGAGAAGACAGCUGGCGGGCUUGUCAAGGGGAAGGCUUCGUGCAGCAGAACAGCUCGAGAGAUAUCUGCAGACGCGAGAACAAACGAAUUUACAUUUGUAUAUCCCCCACAAACCGCAACUCGAUGCCCAGCUUCCAGACCAAAGCACCGCUGCAGCAAAUGCAAAGGCUCGGCUGAUGGAGGCGGAGUCUGUAGAAGAAUGGAGCAGAGAACUGGCAAACUUAAGGAAAGAACAGAGAGAAGGCCAAACGCGAAUUUGGAGGGCAGACGAAGAACAAAUAAUUAAAAAACUCGUCAGCAAAUUCGGAGGGGUCGCCGCCAUACAGACACUUCACAAGCAAGCCCAGCAGCAGCAGCAGCAACAGCAGCAGCAGGAGCAGCAGAGGUGCCAGCCGUACCAGAAACUGCAACAGCACGGAACAAAGAGAGCGCAGCAGCAACAGCAGCAACAUGAACGGCAGCAGCUCCACAAGAUACGGCAGCAGCAGCAGCAGCAGCAGCACCCUCCUGAGCCGUCGCCGCCUCAGCAGCAACAGAAGCAAAACCAGGAGGAGGAAAAACUCGUGCGUAUGCCUUCGCCUUUACAUUUUUGUGAAUCGGAUAUGGCUGCGGUGCUGCUGCUACCGCCUCUCCUCUGGUCUUCUGCCUUGGAGACUGAAAUGGCGCGAGGGGCCCCACGUGAAGUCCAGUCCAUUUUGGAGCUCCUCUUCAAAGUAAAUGCUGCUGCGGCUGCUCGUUCUGCUGCUAGUGUUGCUUCUGCUGUUUCUCUUUCUGGUGUUUAUGCUGGUGGUGCUGUUGAUGUUGCUGCUGCUUCUCUUGCUGCUCUUGUUGCUAAUGCUGCUGCCAGUGCUCUUUCUGCUGCUAGUCCUGCUGCCGCUGCUGCUGCUGUUAGUAGCAUCGGAGGCUCCGCUGUUGCCUUUGCUGCUGCUGCUUUUUCUGCUGUUGUUUUGGAUCCGACGGCAUCGCUUGACUCGUCUUUAUCUCGGCAGGUACUGCGUCCUUUCCCUGUUGCGUUUUCUCUUCUUUUGUUCUUCGGCCGCUCGCGGUUCGCCAGCGCGGCUGUGGAUUUGUUUUCAUUUUGGUUGGCUCUAACCAAAGCAGAGACUACAGGUCGAUGGGAGUUGUCUCUGGAGGCCGUUGAGGCAUUCCUGCGCAGUCGUAAAUGGCUCAUUUCUGAGGUGUAUGCACACCCAACCGACGGAGGUGCUCGCCGUUUGCGUCUUCACUUCUUUCAUGCUUCUCUGUCUCGCGCUCUGCGUCUUCUGGCCUGCCAGUUAGCUAGCCACUCCUUAGCAGCUAGCGGCGAGCUGCAGCAGGUACAAGAAGACUUCGCGAGGAAAUGCGCCGCCUGGUGUGGCGGAUGUGGGGCCCCACAGUGGUCUGAACAGACACCCCAGGCCCGGUCUCUUAAUGCCUUGCUUGAGGAGGAGACAGCCUUUGCUUCUCUUAAACGGGAGUUGAACAAAUUCCGCCGAGGCCGCCUUACGCACUUCAUUGCGCAGGACUCACCAGGCGUGCAGAUAGCUCACGCGACACAGCAAACUGCUUCUAAGAGAUAG